AUGUCUUCUUCGCGUUCUAGGCGUGUGGAGUACGACCGCUUCAUCCCGUUCCGGUCGGCGAUGGACAUGGACUACGCACGCUUUGCCCUAACCGGGCCUUCGAGACCGCAGCGUGAUGGUUCGAGGGAAUCCCCAUCGAGCGUGGCGUACCAAAAGCUUCUUGAUGACUGCAUUUUGAAGAACAGGUCUCGUAUCCUCGCUUUCAAGACUGCACCUGAAGCGCCGGCCAGCAAGCUGCCCCAGUUUGACGAGCCCAUUCGGCCGCAGAAGAAGCAGCAGAGGCGAAUCCCGAAAGAACCAGAGAGGGUUUUGGUAAUCCACGGCUUGUUGGAUGAUAAUGUUUUGAAUCUCCUCGACUGGGGAAGCAAUAAUGUGUUGGCAAUUGGCCUUGAGGACGCAGUGUAUCUCUGGCACGCUGCAAACGAGUCGACUAAGCUUCUACAACCUGUAGAAGACAGAGGACCUAUCACUUGCAUCCGCUGGUCGCCAGACUGUGCAGUUCUUGCUGUCGCAUUUGGCAAUUCAGAUUUAGACCUGAUUGAUCCAGCAACAGGACAUGUCGUGGAUGGGAUGGAAGAUGAGAACCAGGCCCCUGUGUUGUCACUUGCGUGGAGAAGUAAUUCAAUCUUGACAGUCGGAAGAUUUGAUGGCACUGUUGUUGAUUAUGAUUUUAGAAAGGAUGACAUGUUCAUCUGUUUCUAUAAUGGGCAUCGGCGUGGAGUUUGUAGUCUUAAAUGGUCCGUGUUGUCCGGGCGGUAUUUGACGAGUGGAGGGCAGGACAAACUAGUGCACAUAUGGGAUGCCUGCAUGCCUGUCUCAUGUCAUCAUUCACGUCAACGUCAAUGGCUUCACAGGAUCAGCAGCCACACUUCCAUUGUGAAGGCCGUUGACUGGUGCCCAACUCAGAGCAACCUGCUGGCUUCUGGUGGAGGUUGCAAUGAUCAUUACAUUAAGUUUUGGAACACCGUUAAUGGUGCUUGCUUGAACUCGAUUGAUGCUAGCUCUGAAGUUUGUGCAUUACUAUGGGACAAAAACAAAUCUGAAUUACUGACCUCUCAUGGUUCGCCGAACAAUCAACUCACCUUGUGGAAUUAUCCAUCCAUGACGAGAGUGGCUGAGGUUUCCGGUCAUUCAUCCCGGGUUCUUUCCUUGGCUGGGAGUCCACUGGGAGGUGUAGUAGCUUCUGCAGUAGCAGAUGAGAUAGUCAGAUAUGUUGUUGGUAACAUUGCGAUGGGAAGUUUCGUGGUGUCAAAGAGGCAGUACAUUUUCAUACAAGCGCAUGGAUUCGAGAUCUUCAAAUAUGAGCGCAACCGCCUAAGAUACAAAGAUAUUAAAGCAUCUUUGGAUUUGCUUAGUGGGUGA
Musa acuminata AAA Group (dessert banana) is the source of this 1362-nucleotide messenger RNA. Its product is annotated as cell division cycle 20.2, cofactor of APC complex-like. NCBI's taxonomy places the organism in Eukaryota, Viridiplantae, Streptophyta, Magnoliopsida, Zingiberales, Musaceae. Gene Ontology annotation, biological process: positive regulation of anaphase-promoting complex-dependent catabolic process; positive regulation of ubiquitin protein ligase activity; anaphase-promoting complex-dependent catabolic process. The record is from RefSeq and is a predicted model, not a curated record. Gene Ontology annotation, molecular function: ubiquitin ligase activator activity; anaphase-promoting complex binding; protein binding. The transcript is spliced from 3 exons. Bases 1 to 1362 code for a protein of 453 amino acids. Gene Ontology annotation, cellular component: anaphase-promoting complex.